AGCGCGCCUGCCUCCCCUCCAGUCGGCCGAGCAGCUGUCCAAGGGCUUGGAAUUCCAACAUGGCAGAGGCAGUGGUCAGUCUCGCUCGCAGCAGCAACUUGGAAUGCUCUCCGCUGUCGAGCCGCGGCUCCGGCAGCCUUUAACGCCCCGCAACAGCCUGCACACCGCCGCACUCGGAUCGAUGCUCGCGUGAAAGCCUGCAGCCGUCCUGUCACCUACACAGUUGUGAAAGGAGAUCUCGCGUGGCUGCAAUGAGAAGCAAGCCGUUGGAAUUCCACCUGGUGAACGUUGCGAAUCUGCCGUCUUCCUUCUCUUCUUCUUCCCGGGCGUGAAGACAUGAUUACGAGCACCAGCUUUUAUGGUCUAAAGAUGCAGUGGACCCCAGAGCACACACAAUGGGCAGAACAACACUUUGACAUCUCAUCCACUACCCGCUCUCCAGCGCACAAAGUAGAGGCCUACCGGGGACACUUACAGCGAACGUACCAGUACGCGUGGGCAAACGACGAUAUCUCGGCACUCACCGCCUCCAACCUGCUUAAGAAGUACGCCGAGAAGUACUCCGGGAUCCUCGAAGGCCCCAACGAAAGAGCCCUCCUCUGUUCCUACUCGGAAGGCACCGGCGGACUCUUGAACGGACGCAAGUCGGAGAAUGAGCCCUGGCAGGAGGGGAUUUACCCCAUGAACUGUGCUCCAGAUGUUAUAUCUGUGAGCAAAGCUGGAAUGACAGCUGCCCUACCCCCUACAGAUGCGUCAGCCAGCAUAGGCAGCUCCCCGGGGGUAGCGAGCAGCUUGUCCGAGCCCAGCUAUUCCAGCAGUAACUGCGGGAGCCACGCGGCCACGACUCUCCACUCGAGUCUUUCCUCUCAGGAAUACAGCGCCGGCUACAACGGCUCCUACCUGCAUUCCAGCUACAGCGGCCAGACCACCCCGGCCCUCCCUUCGCCGCAUCCCUCUCCUUUGCACAGCGCCGGGCUCCUGCAACCCCCGCCGCCGCCACCUCCUCCCCCCGCCUUAGUGCCGAGCUACAAUGGCGCGUCUCCAAACCUCCCCGGCUACAAUUAUCCGCCAACAGGGUAUCCCUCUCAAACGGCUGUCGGCCCCGGUUAUAGCCCCGGGGGAGCGCCCCCUCCUUCUGCUUAUCUGCCGUCCGGGAUCGCGGCGCCCACUCCCAUCCCUCCCUCCAAUUUGCCCGGCUACACCUACCAGUCCCACAAUCACGCUCCCAUCGCCCCGGCACCUUUGAACGGCAACGGGUCCAACUCGUUAAAACGAAAAGCUUUCUACAUGAGCGGACACGGAGAAGUGGACUCGAGCUACGCCGACUUCAACUACAACCAGCAGCGCUCUUCUCAAAGUCCCAUGUAUAGACUUGCAGACAGCAGCGUUCCAGACUCCAACAGGGGCAACGGCUUUGACAGAAAUGCCGAGGCCUCCUCUUUGGCAUUCAAGACGACCAAAGCUUCUGAUCAGCAAAGAAAAUUCAACAUACACCCUAGCGGGACUCUGACUCCGCCGUCCUUCGGAUCAUCCAAAAACUCCGUGGACGAUCUGCGAGCCGGCGAGACCUACGGCAAAUUUGGCUCACCCAUUUUGAGCGAACAAAGCGAAGAGCACAGACAGCACCUGCCUCAUUCCCUGACCGGUCCCGAUGUCGGUACCCCUACCUCGUCCAUCCUUGCUGCGGAGGAACAACUGAAGAACAGCGACCCCAACCUGGUGGACAUGGUGACGGCAGAAAUUCUUCAGCAGUGCCCUCCGGUGGAUUGGAGCGACAUCGCCGGACUCGAUUUGGCCAAAGCGGCCAUCAAGGAGGAGAUACUAUGGCCUAUUUUAAGGCCAGAUAUGUUCAGCGGACUUCACGCAUUACCUCGUAACCUUCUAUUAUUCGGACCUCAGGGAACGGGGAGAACGCUGAUGGCUCGCUGCAUGGCCAGUCAGCUCGGGGCGGCCUUCUUGCGCCUGAGCAGCUCCGCGCUGGUCACCAAGUGGUUGGUCGAGGGAGACAAAAUCAUCCAGGCUUCUUUCCUGGUGGCUCGGUGUCGCCAACCGGCCGUGGUGUUCAUCAGCGAGGUGGACUUACUCCUGUCGGCCCAGCUCAGCGAGGACAGCCCGGUGAGUCGACUGAAGGCCGAGCUCCUCAUGCAGCUCGACGGUGUUUUGUCUUCUGCCGAGGACCACGUUCUUGUGGUCUGCUCCACCAGUAAACCCGAAGAGAUCCCGGAGUCCCUGAGGAGGUACUUUACCAAACGGUUGCUUAUCCCCUUACCCGACGGGACGGCAAGACACCAGAUAAUCAACCAAGUGCUCUCCCCGCACAACUACUGUCUUAGUGACAAAGAGAUGUCAUUACUGGUUCAGAGGACAGAAGGUUUUUCAGGACUGGACGUGGUUCAGCUUUGUCAAGAGGCGGCGGUAGGCGCGCUCCACGGCAUCCCCGGUUCCGACCUGUCCGGUAUCCACCCCAGACAAAUGAGACCAGUCUCUUUUCAAGACUUUGACAAUGUGUUUUGUAAAUUCCAGCCCAGCAUAUCACAAAAAGAACUUGACACGUACAAUGAAUGGAACAAAACGUUUGGUUGCAGUCAAUGAAAUCAAUGAGACGCUUCCAGCGUGAUUUCUUAAAAGUGUUUGCGGUGGUCGUGGAAAUCAUGCACUGGGCUGGAAGAAUCGCGAAAAAAAAAAAAAAGACACUCGACGUAGUCAAGGGUUUGGCAUUUGAGUGCUUUAGAUGUAAAAUGAACCGAGCCGUAAUUGGAUAAAUUGCUACAUGGCAGGAGUUACGUAUGUGCUGACUCAAAGACUUGUAAAGGAAUACCCACUUGCCCCCCCUUUCUUGUUUUUGUAUAUACAUACAUAUAUAUGACUAUACUCUACUGCUGAUUUUGAGAUUUAGUUGCUAACAAGUGCCUGAGGUGGUGCUGGUUUAAGUUUUCUUUUUUGCCUCACAAUCUUCAUUGGUGACAUGUGCUAAUAGUGCGUUUAAAAAAAAAAAAGAAAAAAAAAAGAAGCUUUAAAAUGAGACAAAAAACUGCUUUCUCUUUUCCAUUAGAACAGCUGUGUCUGUUGUGUGCUCUUUGUGAACAGUUAUUUUUUGAGCUAAAUUCAAUUUUAUGGACAUUAUUUCAGCUUCAUUUUCUGGCAUAUUUUGUAUGUGUAAAUGAUUUUGUUACUGCAAAAAAAAAAAAAAAAGAUCAAACAUUAACAUACUCACUUUUGUCCAAUAAGAUUCUAGCAAGGUGGUAUUUUUUUCCGCUCCUCCGAUGUAGAUACGACUUAAAAGGGUGAAUAUUAUUUGACAAUAUGACUUCACUUUAACCAAUAAAUUAUUAUGUAAUCGUCGUUGGUUGUAAUUCACAGUGUUUGAGCUCUUACAUGUAAAAUGACACCGUCCAAUGUUAUAUUAUCAAUAUUUUCAAUACUCAGGAAAGUGAUUAUAGUUUUGUAAUCAAGUACAGUGAAGCCCAAUAUUAGUCAUACCCUUUGUUCUUUAUAUUUUUUUCAAAGUGUAAAAUGAUAAUUCCGUACUUUUGCUUUGUGGCUGACUGCAACUUCGCUUUGACUUAUUAUUCGAUUAAUCGCGUCAGCCCUGUACUAAAAUACAUCAUGAUCUUUUAGCUGAAAAUAAUGCAACUGUAUUAUGAAAGACUCUGCAUCACAAAAAAAUAUCUAACAGAUUAAAAUGUAUGGCCCGCGCCAUACUGAUAUUUUUUAAGCCGAUUACAAUAUUCAGCUGAAUAAAAUUCCUUCAACCGAUUCAUCAUACGAUUCUUUUAAAAAAAUGUGAAAAAAUGUAAAUAAUUGUUUGGGGGGUCCCUUAAUGUUGAAAACAAUGAUGAUAUUAAUUACAGCCUAAACAUCUAACUGUUUUACAAUAUUUUGUCCUCAUUUGUUCGUAAUUGUUUAAUUUAAUUCAACUUUCUUAUCUCAUUUUCAUCUAUCAGACCCCUCUCCAAAAACAAGAAUACACUUUCCCCCAACUUUUCACAAGGGUAUGGAAUAAUUUUGGGCUUAAUUGUAUAUUUCCAACACUACACACCACAAGAAGACUUAGAUCUGAAAUUGUAUCAAAACAAAAAAAAACAUACGGCUAUAAUACCUCAGUAAUGGUUUCUCCAAUGAAUGUAUAUAUUUCAUUUAGAUUUUCUUUUUUCGAGACACAUAGUCGCCUGAUUUUUAGUGUUACCUUGAAAUGGAACGUUGUAUUAUGAUUACAGAUUUGCCUUUGAAGAGAAUGGAAGCGUUAUUUAUCUGGAAUAGUUGCCUGCGGCUAAUUCCGGAGUUAUUUCCAAGGCGCUAUCAGACAGAAAAUCAUACGCAGCGAUUCUGCUCUUUGAGUUGCCCCGUUCGGAGGCUCAGCUGUACAUCUCGCGUCGAGAGCCUCGUAGAAUUUGAAAAAGGUGCAGACAAACAUCUUGGGGUUGAGCGAGGAAAAACUGCCUGGAGCUAUUUCAUUCCAUCCUGCUGCUGUUUUAUCAUUAAUGAAAACGAAGGAUUAUGUAUCUCAGUUUCUUUUCUACCUCAGUUUGUUAGUUAUCUCUGAAAGACAACGAUGUGACGACAGCAAAUGUUUGGAAAGAAUUUUAUUUUUUUUUUGGCUAUGUGCGACAUACGUUGGGUAUAAAAAGUCCACACACUUCUGUUCAAAUGGCAGGUCUCUGUGAUGCUUUUUUUGGUGUGUAAAAAUAACUGAGGUGAUGUAGUUGCACAAGUAUACACGCCCUCUUGUAUCUGAGAUGUGGUUGGGUUUAGAAUUUUAAGAUUUUCACUACCCUUCGAAAAGAUGAGCUGCUGGACACAUGCGAUAAAAGUUUUGAAAUGAUUAAUUCUUAUUUUUUUUAAAUUAUAAAAAUGUGGCAUUUGAUCAUGGGUGUGUAGAGUUUUUAUAGCCAUUGUAUGAAGCAGUGCUAUUCAAUUAUCGGCGCCUACGGCCCGGCGACAUUUUAAAAUAUGGCCCAACUGAAUUUGUAAUUGAGUAAAUAGGGGAAUACCACUGAUAAUGCUCGGUCCUCAUGAUAUCACACAAUGUCGUUCUAUUUCCACUUUAAACAGCUUGGUGACUUUGAAAGCAAAAAAAAAAAAAAAAUCCGAAUGUUUACGCAAGACGUGCUGUGACAUUGUCUCAGUCUAUAACUGUAACAUCCACGAGUUGAGUGGCACUCCUUUGACUUGAGGGCAAGUGGCAAGAUGUGACAAAGUGUUAUUUUUAGACAUUUAUUUAUACCUAUUUGUUGUUAUUAAUCGGUACACAAUCCCAGCAAGGUUUUUGGGCGUUAAAAGAAAGAACACGUUUGACAAGUGAGUUUGGCACAUUUGAAUGUAUGAUGUCUUUUGGCCUGAAACAGCACCAAACACUCGCACAGUGAUUUAAAAAAAAAA
Messenger RNA from Syngnathus acus (greater pipefish), 5379 nucleotides. RefSeq names its product fidgetin (gene fign). The transcript is spliced from 3 exons. Bases 337 to 2592 code for a protein of 751 amino acids. Lineage: Eukaryota; Metazoa; Chordata; Actinopteri; Syngnathiformes; Syngnathidae. The record is from RefSeq and is a predicted model, not a curated record. Gene Ontology annotation, molecular function: ATP binding; microtubule severing ATPase activity; ATP hydrolysis activity.